This is a messenger RNA of Nicotiana attenuata, 825 nucleotides long. RefSeq names its product vacuolar iron transporter homolog 4-like. Bases 1 to 825 code for a protein of 274 amino acids. Gene Ontology annotation, molecular function: iron ion transmembrane transporter activity; manganese ion transmembrane transporter activity. Lineage: Eukaryota; Viridiplantae; Streptophyta; Magnoliopsida; Solanales; Solanaceae. The record is from RefSeq and is a predicted model, not a curated record. The transcript has 3 exons. Gene Ontology annotation, cellular component: membrane. Gene Ontology annotation, biological process: intracellular manganese ion homeostasis.
AUGGUAUUUUCUGCACUAGGCAUGGUUUUUGCAGUUACACUGAAGUCUUCUGCAGGGCUGCAGACAGGAGACUGGCCAGCCAUGGCUAUUACCUUUGAGCUUUUGCAUUAUCAUGCUUAUUGGUUUUGUGGAAAAAUUUUCUUCAUGGCUGCUCAAAACCACGUGCAAAUUACCAUCCUUAAAGAACAUGACAACCAAAACCAAAACCAAGUCCCUGAAGAGGACUUUGACUACUCCCAAAGGGCUCAGUGGCUUCGAGCAGCUGUGUUAGGAGCCAAUGACGGCUUGGUUUCAACUGCAUCUUUGAUGAUCACUACUAGAAAUCCGUGGAUGGGUGUUGGAGCUGUCCAAAAGAAUGUCAACACCAUGAUCCUAACCGGCUUUGCUGGGUUGUUUGUUGGUGCUUGUAGCAUGGCCAUCGGGGAGUUUGUUUCUGUGUACUCUCAACUAGACAUAGAGCUUGCUCAAAUGAAGAGGGACAAAACAACAGGAGGACAGAACCAAGAACAUCAACAACAAGAAGAAGGCAACAAGGAGCAGCUGCCAAAUCCAUUUCAGGCAGCCGUAGCCUCAGCUAUUGCAUUUUCACUGGGUGCCGUUGUGCCAAUUCUUGCUGCUGCAUUUAUAGCAAAUCAUAAGGUGAGGCUAGCUGUGAUUGUGGUUGCAGUGAGCUUCGCAUUGUUAGCAUUUGGAGGAAUUGGUGCUUUUUUGGGGAGAAGUCCUAUGGCCAAAUCUUGUGCCAGAGUCCUAAUUGGUGGUUGGAUGGCUAUGGCCAUUACCUUUGGGCUUACCAAACUAAUUGGCUCUACUGGCAUGAAGAUGUGA